Messenger RNA from Caenorhabditis briggsae, 879 nucleotides. It is a transcript of the gene Cbr-srt-52, whose product is annotated as Protein CBR-SRT-52. The coding region runs from base 1 to 879 and encodes 292 amino acids. The record is from RefSeq and is a predicted model, not a curated record. The transcript has 3 exons. NCBI's taxonomy places the organism in Eukaryota, Metazoa, Nematoda, Chromadorea, Rhabditida, Rhabditidae.
AUGGAUUCGCUCCUAAUCUACGGAAGUGUCCAGGGCAACCCCUUAUACAACUGCACCGGCAAAACCCCUGAGCAAUGGACGAGUCUACUUGGAACCCGAAGAACGUUCCUAGGAAUCGCUCUCAUUAUUUUCGGUGUCUUCAUCGAGAUCAUUUAUGUCCCUUGUUUAGGAGCCAUCUAUAAGCGCGGCCUUCUGAAACACUCUUGCUACAAGAUCAUGUUUCUGCUAGGGCUUACAGAUAUGAUUGCCACGUGCGGCUGGGUAAGUUCCUGUGCUCUAACUCUUCUCCUCGUCAUCAACCGUAUUUCUGACAUCCUUGCUCCAACCAUUUCUGAGCUAAUUUUCUCCAAUAACCACACUUGGAUCGUCGCGAUGAUUCCAAUCCUCUACACUUUAUCUGUUAUCACUUUCACCCCUGCAAUCAUUUUCAAUUCCACUGUCAUGGCAUGGAUUGGGGACCCCAUGAUCUAUGAGAAUCGAUCCAAGGAGUACUACAACCCAAUUCAAAACUAUAACAACAUCAUAUUCAUCUCCGGAACUAUUUUCUUCUAUGCCGCUUAUUGUUUCUUCGUGGCUAAGAAACAAAUGGGCUACAAAGUCUCGUCGGGAAGAAAUGUCUUCAUUCAAUCCGCUCUCAUCUGGUGUAUCAAUUGCUCAUCUGCUCUGGUCUACUCAUCAAUGAUGUUCAUAAAACCCAACGAGUAUAUUGUGCUAUUUGGAGAACUGGCUUGGUCACUUGUCCAUGGAUGCCCCGCAAUCGUCUACCUCACCAUGAAUAGAACCAUCCGACAGGAGGUGAUCGGUUGGUUUCGGAAAAAUUCAGCUGUUCGGGAUAGUUAUAAGCACACGUCGGAACAGAGAUCCCGGACAAUCAGUUAA